AUGCGAUUCAGCGUGACAGCUACGACCGCCGUCAUCGCCUGCUUUUGUAUGGCGACAGCAUACGUGGGCGUGCUGUACACACUGCCGCAGGAAAUCCGGCGCCUUCCCCGUGACCAUCCCACGCACAUUUUAGCGCGCUUCCUGCUCAUCUGCAUCUUUUGCGGCAUCUGUCCAUUUGUAUUGGCAGUCUUUUACGAUCAUGAUGAAGCCAGCAUGUCGUUCGCUCAAUGGCUUGGCAUCCGGUCGGAAGGUCUGCUGCAGGCGAUCACUGUCCCACUGUUUGCAACAGCGGUGCUGUUCACAGGUUCGCUGCUGGCCAAUGCGCUGCGUCUGCUAAACGUGUCGAAGCACUUCCACUUUAAUGGCUGGUGGUUUGCAAUCAAAAAUUCGGCGCUGUACUAUUCCAUCACGCAUGAUCGACUACCGUCACUGCGCACUUACGUGCUGGGUCCCUUGACAGAAGAGUUUGUGUUUCGAAGCUGCAUGGUUCCGCUGCUUGUGUGUGCGGAUUUCACGGUCAAGCAGAUUGUUUUGGGUAGUCCGGUGAUGUUCGGAGUAGCCCACUUGCACCAUUUUAUGGAGUAUGUGCGACGUGGUCGGUCUCCCAAGGAUGCAGCGUUGACCGUUGGCUUCCAGCUCGUUUACACCUCUCUGUUUGGAGCGUAUGCUACAUUCAUUUUCUUGAGAACAGGUCACUUCGCAUCUACUUUCCUCGUGCACGUGUUUUGCAACGUCAUGGGCUUCCCGGACCUCUCCUUUUUCAAUCCGGAAAACUCAUUGCACCCUUAUCGAUUCGUACUUCUUGGAGCCUACUUUUUCGGCAUUUAUGGCUUCUCACUUGUCGUAAUGCCGUUGUCGGAACCAGCAAUCUAUUCUUCGGAACUGUGGAACGUUACGGCGUCUGCAAUAGACCACGGAGUUGUGUUCAGAUACUCGGGCACUCUCUAA
Messenger RNA from Peronospora matthiolae, 948 nucleotides. Lineage: Eukaryota; Oomycota; Peronosporomycetes; Peronosporales; Peronosporaceae. The record is from the annotation of a GenBank genome assembly.